Xiphias gladius (swordfish) is the source of this 906-nucleotide messenger RNA. RefSeq names its product calcium channel, voltage-dependent, gamma subunit 5b (gene cacng5b). Gene Ontology annotation, cellular component: postsynaptic density membrane; AMPA glutamate receptor complex. Gene Ontology annotation, molecular function: voltage-gated calcium channel activity; channel regulator activity. The record is from RefSeq and is a predicted model, not a curated record. Lineage: Eukaryota; Metazoa; Chordata; Actinopteri; Istiophoriformes; Xiphiidae. Bases 1 to 906 code for a protein of 301 amino acids. Gene Ontology annotation, biological process: regulation of AMPA receptor activity; postsynaptic neurotransmitter receptor diffusion trapping; calcium ion transport. The transcript is spliced from 6 exons.
AUGAGCGCGUGCAGCAGGAAGGCCUUGAUGUUGCUGAGCAGUGUCUUUGCAAUCAGCAGCCUGGGGCUGCUGGGAGUGGCAGUCAGCACCGACUACUGGUUGUACCUGGAGGAGGGCGUCAUUAUGCCUUUGAACCAGAGCACUGACAUCAAGACCUCGCUGCACUCCGGCCUCUGGAGAGUCUGCUUCCUGGCUGUGCUGCACAACCCUCACUCUGUGAUUCCUUUUUUUUGCAAGUUUGUCUCUACAUUUCUGUCGCUUUCCUCUUCAGGUGACGAGUCCGGUCGGUGCUUUACCAUCGAGUACAUCAUGCCCCUGAGUGUCCAGUUGACGUCAGAGUCCACAGUAAACGUGCUCAAGAUGAUCCGCUCAGCUACUCCGUUCCCUUUGGUCAGCCUUUUCUUCAUGUUCAUCGGUUUUGUCCUCAGCAACAUCGGGCACGUUCGGCCACACCGCACCAUCCUGGCCUUUGUCUCUGGAAUCUUCUUCAUCCUCUCGGGUCUGGCUCUGGUGGUGGGCCUGGUGCUGUAUAUUUCCAGUAUAAAUGAUGAAAUGCUAAACAGGACUAAAAGCAGCGAGGCCUAUUUUGCCUACAAGUACGGCUGGUCCUUCGCCUUCGCUGCCAUCUCCUUCCUGCUCACUGAGAGUGCGGGCGUCAUGUCUGUCUACCUGUUCAUGAAGCGCUACACAGCGGAGGAGCUCUACCAGCCUCGCCACCCCAGUUUCUACCGCCCUCGUCUCAGCAACUGCUCCUACCACUCGGGCCAGUUCCUCCACCCAGAGGCCUGGUCACGUGGACGGAGUCCAUCAGACAUCUCCAGUGAAGCCUCACUCCAGAUGAGCACCAGCUAUCCUGCUCUCCUCAAAUGCCCUGACUAUGAUCAGGUCUCCUCUUCACCCUGUUGA